GUUGUUAAUAAAUUAAAAUUAUCAAUGUCAUACAUAUUUUUUUUUGUGUAAUGUCUGAAACAAAACGAGCAUAAAUCCUCCGAACGUCCCCAACGAGUGUCUAGAACACUGUCAUUGCACCUGACAAACCUGUUUGUUUGUAUUCGCACAGCUGAUCAGCGAACAACAACAAACAAACAAGAAUUGAUUUAAUCGCCCCCGAUCCCACCAAACAUGUCGAACAGAAGAUCAGGACGAAAAGCUUGCUGCCUGUCUUUAAUCCAAGGCUGUGUAGAUGAAGUGGCCACCAACAUAGAAAAAUACCCCAAAGAGGACAUAAUAUGUAUGCCGCCCUCUUUGAAAGAUAAACUGUUGGUCAGAAUCACCCACUCACACACAUUGACUAAUACAUUGAAUCUGGAGUAUUGUUUGCCACUGCUUUUUCACAGCAGGACCAGAGUGAUAAGUUUAAGGAAUGUAAGGACGGCCAACAUACAGAAAGUGUCUGAAGAACUGGUAAAUGAAAUUGGAAAGUGCCAAGAGUUGAGGGUCUUGAUGUUUCCUGCACACGUCCGGUGUUCUCCUAAAGUUUUGAAGGCCUUGUUUAUAAAACUGCCCAAGUUGGAGCAACUAUUCAUGACAUAUUGUUCUACAAUAAAUGAUGAGGUGAUUCAAGUGUUGUCAUACAGUUGCCCCAAGUUGAGAUAUUGCAAUUUGACUGGCAGCAAGGUGGACAAUCCAGGAAUGAUGUCUCUGGGAAGACUGACUGAUUUAGUUUGCAUUGCUGUGUCAGAGACUCCGAUUGGGCAUGAAGGAAUAUCGGCCCUGGUUGAAGGACCAAGUGGCAAAAAUUUAAAGGAGUUAAAAAUUGAUAACUGCGUGAAUGUGACUGAAGCAACUUUAAGAAAAAUUGUUGAGUGUUGCCCAGAUAUGGAAAUACUGAUUUUCUAUAACUGCGACAGAUCAAUUAGUGAGAUGAUGUUCACACCACAGGAGAACCAGCUCAAAAAUCUCAAGCAGCUUUCAUGGACUAUAAAUUGGUAGCAUAAGGGAUUAAAACGUGACAGAAAAAUUAACGUGUGCAAUGAUAUUAAUUAUACCUUUCUCCUCGAGACGUUUGAUCUGUUCCUCGCGCCACUUUCUGAUCUUCUCAGGCUCUUCGCGGGGCUCCGACCUUGUCG
Molecule: messenger RNA, 1160 nt
Organism: Aethina tumida (small hive beetle)
Lineage: Eukaryota; Metazoa; Arthropoda; Insecta; Coleoptera; Nitidulidae
Product: protein AMN1 homolog
Exons: 6
Coding region: 214-1023 (269 amino acids)
Biological process (GO): SCF-dependent proteasomal ubiquitin-dependent protein catabolic process
Cellular component (GO): SCF ubiquitin ligase complex
Source: RefSeq, a predicted model, not a curated record